AUGGAUAGUUUGUCGGUCGAACUCAAGCCUGUCAACCUCAACUCGUGCUUUUCAUCAACGUCCCCAGGUAUUCACCAACAGAAUAUCGAUGAAGUCUUGUUGAUCUCAAGCCAAUACUUGAACUGGAACUCGAAAAAUCAUGUACUUUUCGACCAAAUCCAAUCCACCCUCCAACUCGACCCCACUCACCAUCCGCAACACCUCCUACACCUCUCUCUGGCCCAAGCCAUCCCACUCUCAGUCAUCCUACUCGAGCUUAUCGAUCUAAUUCCAGGCUCAUUCUUGAUCAAGUCCCCCGAAUUUCAAGCCGAACUCAAGUCUCAGCACAGUCUGCUACCUCUGAUCAUCCAGCAAUCCGAACUUCUCCAAGUCCAUCUCCCAUCCUUCCAGUUGGUCUCCAGCCGGGGACUUGGUUGUUUCUCACGUCAUUGCGCUCAGACCUAG
Puccinia graminis f. sp. tritici CRL 75-36-700-3 is the source of this 444-nucleotide messenger RNA. RefSeq lists its product as uncharacterized. Lineage: Eukaryota; Fungi; Basidiomycota; Pucciniomycetes; Pucciniales; Pucciniaceae. The coding region runs from base 1 to 444 and encodes 147 amino acids. The record is from RefSeq and is a predicted model, not a curated record. The transcript has 2 exons.